This is a messenger RNA of Bipolaris zeicola 26-R-13, 585 nucleotides long. RefSeq lists its product as uncharacterized. NCBI's taxonomy places the organism in Eukaryota, Fungi, Ascomycota, Dothideomycetes, Pleosporales, Pleosporaceae. The transcript is spliced from 4 exons. The coding region runs from base 1 to 585 and encodes 194 amino acids. The record is from RefSeq and is a predicted model, not a curated record.
AUGCCGCUGUUCUCGAAGAAGCCAGGUUUACCCCUUCCCGAAGACCUUAAACCAGCAUAUAACACUUUCGAAAUCCCCGUAGCCGAACUCCGCUGGGGACAAAACGGCCUCGCAUGGAGACUCCGGCGCUGCAUCACCAUGGAGACACACUUUUACGACAUCCGCAGCCGUAACCCUGGUGAGCCAUGGCUCAACGGGUUCCUCGAAUGCUGGGAGGCGUUUGAAAAGCUCAAGGAGGAGGAGUACUCUGUCAACGGCGACGACCACCCCGACGAAGCCAUUGAGCGCAUACACUUGAACAUGCACGUCCCGAUCUAUGAACGCCUGAUUUCCCUCCUAGACCGUCUCUCCAACGAAAUUGGCGUCUGGAAGUUUGGCGGUGAAGCGGAGUGGGCGGCCCAGAAAAAGGCUGAGGAUAACGAGAAGUGGUUGCAGGAUAUGAAGCAGAGGGUCCAGGAGAAGAAGGCUAUGCAGUUGUUGAGUGAUAUGGCGGAGAAUCUGGAAGAGGGCGAUGACCGGGACGACGAAGAGGAAGAAAUGCAGGCCAUGAAAACUGCGGUGCAAGAGUGGAAUUUGUUUGAUUAA